Cicer arietinum (chickpea) is the source of this 1922-nucleotide messenger RNA. RefSeq names its product pentatricopeptide repeat-containing protein At3g26630, chloroplastic. Gene Ontology annotation, biological process: RNA modification. The record is from RefSeq and is a predicted model, not a curated record. NCBI's taxonomy places the organism in Eukaryota, Viridiplantae, Streptophyta, Magnoliopsida, Fabales, Fabaceae. Gene Ontology annotation, molecular function: RNA binding; protein binding.
UCUUAGAAUUCACCGCCCGCAAGAAACACAGCAAAAAUUAUCCCUUUUGUAUCCCAAACCACAACAACCACUUCCAUGCCUCAUUCUUUCUCUCUCAUCAUCCCUCUCACCCAAACCCAAACCCAAACCAACCACAACACAAACACUUUCCACGGUAUCUCUACUCCCAUUACACAGGGAUAAAGAUGGAUAUGCCAUUUGCUUACUUGAAGAAUGAUGAAUAAUGUCAUAAAUAUCAGUGGGUAUGAAGGUAUUAUCAUGUUACACCCCAUAUAAUGUUAACAUACCCCAACAAACAAGGUUUUGUUCAGAGGAAGCUCGUUUGUUUCUUCAAAAUUGCAACAAUUUCAAACAACUAAACCAAAUUCAUGCUAGAAUAAUUCGUUUUGGUCUCACACAUGACCAAUUACUUAUCAGAAAGCUAUGUCAACUCUCAUCUUCAUAUGGUAAAAUGAAUUAUUCCACUUUGGUAUUUGAUCAACUCACUGUCCCUGAUACGUUCACUUGGAAUAUCAUGAUUAGAUCUUAUAAUACAAGUGGUUCACCUGAAAAAGCCCUUCUUUUGUUUAAAGAUAUGUUAUGUCAUGGCUUUAUAACUGAUAAAUUUACUUACCCUUUUGUUAUAAAUGCUUGUAUUGCUUCUAAUGAAAUUGAUUUUGGAAGAUUAACACAUGGCCUUUCAGUAAAAAUGGGAUUUUGGAGUGAUGUUUAUGUGCAAAACAAUAUGAUGAAUUUUUACUUUAAGUGUGGGAAUAUUGAUGAUGGAUGGAAGGUGUUUGAUAAAAUGCGUGUGAGAAAUGUUGUGUCGUGGACCACCGCGAUUUCUAGGCUUGUUGCUUGUGGGAAAUUAGACACUGCAAGGGAAAUAUUUGAGGUGAUGCCUUCUAAAAACGUCGUUUCGUGGUCGGCGAUGAUUGAUGGGUAUGUGAAACAUAACCAACAGAUUAAGGCUUUUGAUUUGUUUGAAAGGAUGCAGCUUGAUAAUGUGAGGCCAAAUGAGUUCACUUUGGUGAGUUUGAUCAAAGCUUGUACUGAUUUGGAUAGUCUCAAAUUGGGAAGACGGAUUCAUGAUUUCGCUCUAAAGAAUGGUUUUGAACUUGGACCUUUCUUGGGUACUGCUCUUAUUGACAUGUACAGCAAAUGUGGUAGUUUAGAUGAUGGUGUUAGAGUUUUUGGUUUAAUGAAAGUGAGAAACUUGGCUACUUGGAAUACAAUGAUUACUAGCUUCGGUGUGCACGGGUUGACGAACGAAGUGAUAGCUCUUUUCGAAGAAAUGGAGAAGGCUAAUGUAGUUCCCGAUGCUAUCACUUUUGUUGGUGUUUUGAGUGUUUGUGCUCAAAUGAAAACUUUGGAAGUAGGACAAAAAUAUUUCAGUCUCAUGACAGAACAUUAUGGCAUAACACCUAUCUUGGAACACUAUACAUGCAUGGUUGAACUCUACACUCGUACAAAUGAGUUGAAUGAGAUUUGCCCAUUAGGGAAUACAAUGUCAUUAUCAACGAAAGAAAAUCAUUAUGUUGCAGAAUUGCUCCAAGAGAACAAACUCACCGGUAUUGAUGACAUAGACAAAUUCAUAAACAAGCAUUAUAGAAAUUCAAAUUUAUCAGAAUUAGUUUUCGAUCAUUCUACAAUUUCCACACAACCAAUUUUCAACCGUUGAAUUCAAAUUGUAUCUUUAUCCAUAAGUCAAGAUUUGACUGCCUAUAAUUGGACGAUUCUAAUGAUGUGCAUAACGUGCUGCUAGAAUUAUAAUCUCUCCAGCAUUGACAAUUCUAAUUGAAUUGAAUAGGUGACGUGUCUAACACCAACACGACAUUGAUACAUGUAAUUAUAUUUAAUUAAUUUUUUUUAUCAAAUUAUUAUUGAUGUCGAUGUGUCAGUAUUGUGUUUGGUAUUUGUAGUAAUGAUUUAUAUAUUUAAAA